Messenger RNA from Cajanus cajan (pigeon pea), 5400 nucleotides. RefSeq lists its product as uncharacterized. The record is from RefSeq and is a predicted model, not a curated record. Lineage: Eukaryota; Viridiplantae; Streptophyta; Magnoliopsida; Fabales; Fabaceae.
UUUGGUAUAUUGGGGACUGAGAUGAAGGGAUAUAGCUUUAAUUUCCACUGAAGAAAUUGACUUUGUGUGAGCUUCCGGAUUUGAAACAUGUAUGGGAUAAGGAUUGCAAAGGAAUUCUCAGCUUUAAAAAUCUGCAGGAAGUAAUUGUUACUAAUUGUAGAAAUCUGGAAACUCUGUUUCCUAUGGAGCUGGCUAAAAAAGUUGAGAAGCUUGAGAAGCUUGAAAUAAGCCACUGUGAAAAGUUUCUAAAAAUUGUUGAACAGGAUAAUGCAGCAAUAGAAGCAACAGUAGAAGAAUUUUCAUUUCCUCAUUUGACCUCGCUGAAUCUGCGUAUGUUACCACAACUCACUUGCUUUUAUCCUGGAAGUUUUAGCCUGGAAUGCCCCAACUUAAAUCAUUUAGAGGUGGUGUUUUGUGCUAACUUGGAGACAUUUCAAAGUCAGCAAGAGGCUCAAAGUUCUACAUCAGUCAAUCGACAACCCAUUUUCUCUGAAGGAAAGGCUAUUUUCAUUUUGGAGUCAUUGAAGCUUGAUUGGAAAAACGCUAGGAUGCUAUGUAAUGGAAAAUUUCUGGAAGACAUGCUUCAUAAAUUGGUCGAACUUGAGCUGGAUUUUAUUGAUGUGAAUCAGGUAUCCAAUCUUCCUGUUGAGUUACAUGAGAAGGCAUCUAAUUUAGAAUAUCUUCAAAUAAGCCAAUGUAGAGCCUCUCAACCAGAACAAGGUGAAAUCAGAAUGCAUGAACACUUGAAAACUUUCUUCUUUGUCUGUAAAGAGCUGCAUAAAUUAUGUGUUUCCUCGUGUCAUCAUUUGACAACAUUAGUACAUUCAGCAGUGUCAUUCUGCAAUCUAAAACAACUUUCUGUAAAAGAUUGCCAUGGAUUGAAGCAUUUAUUUACAUCCUCGGCUGCAAGAAAGUUAGUGCACCUUGAAGAGAUGUACAUAGUGCAAUGUGAAUCAAUGGAAGAAAUAUUGGCAGAAGAGCAAGAGGAAACUACUUCAGGAGCAAUAAAAUUUGAGCGACUCAGCACAAUAAUUCUAGAUUCUUUAUCAAGCUUGUUAUGUUUUUAUUCAGGCAGUAGCACUCUGCUAUUAUCAACUCUGAUAAGAGUGCUCAUUUGGAAAUGCCCCAACAUGAAGACUUUCUCCCGAGGAGACAUACAUGCAGAAUCCUUUCUGGGAAUUCAGGGCUCAUUAGAUACAAAGGAAAAAUUGAUCUUCCACCAAGAUCUUAACUCCACUGUGGAGCAGAUGUUCCAACAGCAAGAACUUUUUAAAGCCAUAGACAAGGAGUGUUUUUCUGAUUAUCAUGAGCUAGGAGCAUGCUGGGAUGGUGAAGUUGUUUCGCAAAGUAAAUGGUUGUGCAAUGUGUUAAUUUUGAAGCUGGACAAGUGUACUCUACCAUAUGCAAUUCCAUCUAGUAUUCUUACUUGUUUGAAGAACUUAAGAGAGUUGGAAGUACGGGAUUCUGACAAAGUAAAGGGAAUUUUUGAAGUGAAUGACAUUGAGAUAUUGGAUACAGACUCCCGGCUGAAGAUAUUGACAUUAAUGGGGCUAUCGGAGCUAACACAUGUUUGGGCAAAUAAUAGUCAAGGAGUUCCCUUCUUUCAAAAUUUGCAACAGGUCGUAGUUAAUGGUUGUGAAAACUUGAAAACUUUAUUUCCUGCCUCCUUGGCAAAAAAUCUUAAGGAGCUUGAGAAACUUGAAAUAGUAUCUUGUCGUAAAUUGCAAGAAAUUGUUGAAAAGGAAGAAAGCGCAACAACAAAUGUAAUAGAGAAGUUUGUGUUCCCUCAUUUAAAGAUGUUGAACCUUUAUCACUUGCCACAGGUCACAUACUUUUACCCUCAAACAUUCAGUCUGGAAUGUCCGUCCUUAAAUAACUUAUCUGUGUUGGAUUGUGAUAAACUGGAGUUAUUUCAAAGUGCAUAUUCCAAGAGAGUGGAUGAAGGUAAUGGUACUUCAAUUAACAAACUGCCUCCUAUCUCAUAUUUGAAGGUCGUCUCCAACCUGAAGGAAUUGAAGCUUGAUUGGAAACACAUUUCGACAUUAAGUUUAAUGUUUAGGUCAAGGCAAUUUACUGAAGAUCUCAAACAUUUAAAUAAAAUUUACAUGUUCCUUGAUACUGAUGAGCAUGUGAAGACUAUUUUGCCUGUUGAAAUACUCCAAAAGGCACCAAAUUUAACCGAAGUGAGUAUAGAAUAUUGCAAUAGUCUUGAGAUAUUCUUUGAUGAAAACCACAAAAUAGUUGAGGAUGGGAUGCUUGGACAGUUAAGAAUAUUGACACUAAACAAAGUAUUUGAGCUCCAAUCCAUCAAGUCACAGAUCAUUGAGAAGCUCCACGAAUUAAAUGUUUUUGAAUGUCCUGAUUUGACAUCUUUAAUACAUUUUACUGCUACAGUAUCUUUCUCUUGUCUGAAAAGAGUGUCUAUAUCUAACUGUUCCCAAUUGCAAUAUUUAUUUACAUCAUCAGUGGCAAAAAAGCUAAUGAACCUUGAGGAGAUCACAGUUAAUGAAUGCAAAUCGAUGAAAGAAAUAGUGGCUCAACAAGGAGAUUCAGCACCAGAAGCCAUUAAAUUUGAGCGGCUCAACACCAUUGUUCUCAAUUCUUUACCGAGUCUAAUGUGUUUUUAUUCAGGCAGUGAUACUCUGCAAUUAUCUUAUUUGAUAAAAGUGCAAAUAUGGCAAUGCCCCAAAAUGAAGUAUUUCUCCCAAGGAGCCAUAGAUGCAAAAUCCUUUCAGGGAGUUCAGAUGUCGCUGGAUCCAAAUGAUGAUUUGCUCUUAAACCAAGAUCUUAAUGCCGCUAUUAGAGACAUGAUCCAAUGCCAGGAGUUUUUGGAAGCCUUGCACGAGAGCUAUAUUUUUACACCUUUUCAAUACGGUCUUCUUCCUCCCUUCAAGAACUUAAUAGGAUUUGAAGGACGGCAUAGCUACAAAGCAGAGGAGUCCCAGAAAGCAGCAUUGCAUGGUAAAGUUGGUUCGCAAAACAAAUGGUUGAGCGGUUUGAUAAAUUUGCAGCUCUAUAAGUGUGUUCUACCAUAUGCAAUUCCAUCUGGUAUUCUCCCUCAUUUAAAAAACUUAAAAAAAUUGGAAGUGCUGGAUUGCAACAAAGUAGAGGUAAUUUUUGAUAUGAAUGACACCAAGAUAAUGGAAACAACAUCCCAACUGCAAAUAUUGACUUUAACAAUGCUACCGAAACUGACGCAUGUUUGGGAAAAGAAUAGUCCAAGAGUUCUCUUUCAAAGUCUGCAACAGGUCGUUGUCAGUAGCUGUGAAAACCUGCAAACAUUAUUUCCUGCUUCCCUGGAAAAAAAUCUCAAGGAGCUUGAGAAACUUGAAAUAUUAUCUUGUCUCAAAUUGCAAAAUAUUGUUGAAAAGGAAGAAGGCACAGCAACAAACAUAACUGAAAAGUUUGUGUUCCCUCAUUUAAAGAUGUUGCACCUUUUUCAGUUGCCACAGCUUGCUCACUUUUACCCUCAAACAUUCACUUUGGAAUGUCCCGCCUUAAAUAACUUAUCUGUGUUGAAUUGUGAUAAAUUGGAGUUAUUUCAAAGUGUACAUUCCAAUGGAGAGGGUGAAAGUAGUGCUUCAAUUAACAGACUGCCUCCUAUCUUGUAUUUAAAGGUCUUUUCCAAUAUGGAGGAGUUGAAACUUGAUUGGAAACACAUUUCGGCAUUAAGCUUAAGUUUUAGCUCAGUGCAAUUCACGGAAGAACUCAAAUAUUUAAAUAAAAUGUCCCUGUGCUUUAACGUUGGUAAGAAUGAGAAGCCUAUCUUGCCAGUUGAAAUAUUCCAAAAGGCACCCAACUUAAUGGAAAUGACUGUAACAGAUUGCAAUAGUCCUGGCAUGUUCCUUACUCAAAACCCCAAAUUUAGAGAAGAGGGGAUGCAUGGACAGUUGAAAAUAUUGACACUACAAAGAGUAUCUGAGCUCCAGUCCAUUGAGUCGGAAGAAUCAUCAUGGAUAAACACAAUCAGUGAGAAGCUCUAUGAAUUAAAUGUUCUUCAUUGUGAUCAUUUGACAACAUUAGUACAUCAUACUUCUAUAGUAUCUUUCUCUUGUCUAAAAAAAGUGUCUAUAUCCUACUGUUUUCACUUGCAACAUUUAUUUACAUCAUCAAUGGCAAAAAAGUUAAUGAACCUUGAGGAGAUCACUGUUAAAUAUUGUGAAUCGAUGAAAGAAAUAGUGGCUAAACAGGGAGAUUCAACUUUAGAAGCCAUUAAAUUUGAGCAGCUCAACACCAUCAUUCUACAUUCUUUACCAAGUCUGAUAUGUUUUUAUUCGGGCAGUGAUACUCUCCAAUUAUUGUCUUUGAUAAAAGUGCACACAUGGCAAUGCCCCAGAAUGAAGUAUUUUUCCCAAGGAACCAUAGAUGCAAAAUCCUUUCUGGGAGUUCAACUGUCGCUGGAUCCAAAUGAUGAUUUGCUCUUAAACCAAGAUCUUAAUGCCUCUAUAAGAGAGAUGUUCCAACGGCAGAAUUUUUUUGAAGUCGACGGCAUGCACUAUUUUUCUGAUGAUAUUGAGUUACUAGCAUGGGGGCAUCGUGAUGUUGGUUCGCAAAACAAAUGGUUGAGCAAUUUGGUAACUUUGAAACUGGACAAGUGUACUCAACCUUAUGCAAUUCCAUCCAGUAUUCUUCCUUGUUUAAAGAACUUAGAAGAGUUGGAGGUACGGGAUACUACCAAAGUAGAGGGAAUUUUUGAAAUGAAUGACACAGAGAUAUUGGAGACAGCAUCCAGACUGAAGAUAUUGACUUUAAAAGGGCUAUCGGAGCUGAUGCAUGUAUGGGAAAAGAAUAGUCAAGGAGUUCUCAUCUUUCAGAAUCUGCAACAAGUCGUUGUAAGCAGUUGUAAAAACCUGCAAACUUUAUUUCCUACUUUGUUGGCAAAAAAUCUUAAGGAGCUUGAGAAACUUGAAAUAGAAUCUUGUGAUAAAUUGCAAAAGAUUGUUGAAAUGGAAGAAAGCAUAGCAACACACGAAACAGAAAAGUGUGUGUUCCCUCAUUUAAAGAUGUUGCACCUUUGUCAGUUGCCACAACUUGCUCACUUUUACCCUCAAAUAUUCAGUCUGGAAUGUCCUUCCUUAAAUAACUUGUCUGUGUUGGAUUGUGAUAAGUUGGAGUUAUUUCAAAGUUCACACUCCAAGGGAGAGCGUGAAGGUAGUACCUCACUUAACAAAUUGCCUCCUACCUCAUGUUUAAAGGUCAUUUCCAACCUGAAGGAAUUGAAACUUGAUUGGCAACACAUUUUGGCCUUAAGCUUAAGGUUUAGGUCAGGGCAAUUUACUGAAGGCCUCAAAUAUCUAAAUAAAAUUUCCCUGUUCCUUGACACGGAUGAGAAUGAGAAGCAUUCUUUCCCAUUGAAAUACUCCAAAAGGCACCUAUUUUAACAGAAAUGAGCAUAAAAUA